AUGUGGCAGCGCUUUGUGGGCUGCUUUACCAGAGCACAAAGUUCUGAUAGUUUGCGGGCUGAAAAUGGUGUGCUCGAGAUUAAUAGCAAUGCUAUAUCCAGUAAGCUCGGAAGGCGGAAGCACCAUGACCGAGACACCAAGUCGAUUACACUCAUGAAAGGUACAAAGUUUCUAUACCACUGCGGAUUUUAG
Messenger RNA from Plasmopara halstedii, 192 nucleotides. RefSeq lists its product as uncharacterized. The transcript has 2 exons. Bases 1 to 192 code for a protein of 63 amino acids. Lineage: Eukaryota; Oomycota; Peronosporomycetes; Peronosporales; Peronosporaceae. The record is from RefSeq and is a predicted model, not a curated record.